AUGGAAACAGUAAGUAGGUAUUUUAGAGAGGUCUUGUAUGCUAUUGGUGAGCUGAGGGGAGAGAUGAUAAGGCCACCAUCAACUGAGACAGCACUUAAAAUCAGAACAAGCCCAAGGUGGUAUCCUUAUUUUAAGGACUGUAUUGGUGCAAUAGAUGGUACUCAUGUUCAUGCUAGAGUUCCAGCAAAGAUAUCUGCAGCAUUCAGGGGUAGGAAGCACUAUCCUACUCAAAAUGUGCUUGCUGCAGUUGACUUUGAUCUGAGGUUCACUUAUGUGCUAGCUGGAUGGGAGGGAUCUGCACAUGAUGCACUCAUUCUAGCUGAUGCUCUAGAGAGGGAUGAUGGGUUAAGGGUUCCUCCAGGUAAAUUCUACCUAGUGGACGCUGGCUAUGCAUGUCGUCCUGGAUUUAUGCCCCCUUACCGAGCCACUAGAUACCACUUGAAAGAAUAUGGUGGAAGAAAUUAUCCUACCAAUAAGAAAGAGUUGUUCAACUUGAGGCAUUCAAGCCUAAGGGUCACAGUUGAGAGAGCAUUUGGGGCUUUAAAGAAUCAAUUCCGUAUUCUAGAUAACAAGCCCUACCACCCAUUCAAGACACAAGUCAAAUUAGUUCUUGCAUGUUGUAUUCUUCAUAAUUGGAUAAUUGGCCAUGGUCAGGAUGAGGUUAUUCCUGAUGAAGCAACAUGGGAACCUAAUUGUAGUAGUACUGCACCUGCUGAUGGUUGUCAGACAGAUGACAAUUUAGAUUGGGGUACAAGAAGGAAUGAAAUUGCAAAUGAUAUGUGGAACAAUAGGGGCACCUCUCAUGUGUAG
Molecule: messenger RNA, 810 nt
Organism: Setaria italica (foxtail millet)
Lineage: Eukaryota; Viridiplantae; Streptophyta; Magnoliopsida; Poales; Poaceae
Product: protein ALP1-like
Exons: 3
Coding region: 1-810 (269 amino acids)
Source: RefSeq, a predicted model, not a curated record